Molecule: messenger RNA, 2934 nt
Organism: Besnoitia besnoiti
Lineage: Eukaryota; Apicomplexa; Conoidasida; Eucoccidiorida; Sarcocystidae
Exons: 14
Coding region: 1-2934 (977 amino acids)
Biological process (GO): endoplasmic reticulum to Golgi vesicle-mediated transport; Golgi organization
Cellular component (GO): Golgi apparatus
Molecular function (GO): small GTPase binding
Source: RefSeq, a predicted model, not a curated record
AUGGCUACGGAAAAUCCCUUGCUUCUGGCGCGAGGCGGAAAAACUUCAGGUCUCUCUCCGCCGCGCGGCGCGCGCCCUGGGCGGGAGGCGCCGCCGCCCGCGCCCGCCGGCGGGCGCGACCUGAACAACCUCGGGUCGGAGCUCCAGGCCCUGAACAUCCAUCAGCAGAUGCUGUUUGAUCCUUCGGUCUCGCCUGACGACAAACGCCUCGACAGCUAUUUUCCUGCCUUCACGCGGCGAAUCGACGACGAACUGAGUCUGCCGUCGGCGACCGCUGCCGCCGCCAAGCCGGCGCCGGCGACGCCGUCGCCGUCGCCGGGCGCGGGGCCGAAGCUCCUCAGUAGCGCGCGGCAAAAGGAAGACCUGGAUCGGUUUUUCGGCGAAAUUGGCAAGCCGAUUGACCUAUCCGCGUCGGCGCCCGGCGACAUUUCGUUUAGCGGGCGCCGGAUGCUUGGCGCAGACUCGAGUUCCAGCCCCGCAGGCGAAGACCGCGACGGCCGCAGUCGCUUCCGCAUCGACGUCCGACAGCCCGCUCGCCCGGUCGGGUACAGCGAGGUAGUGGAGCGCAUCCGCCGGGACCAAGAUCGGCAGGAGCGGGCGGCAGUCCGCUUCGCUGCGGCGAGCGCCGCCGCUGCCGCAGCAGCGGCGGCCAUCGGCGCAGACGCAGACAAAAUCGAGUGCAAAGUGACCGUCGAAGAGCAGGCCCUGCCUGUCGCGGUCUCCGACGAGCGGAGAGGCGGAAGGGAGGCCACCGCGAGCUCCAUCCCGCCGGCUGCGGCGGCCUCGACGCGUGUCUCCAGCGCCGUGGAGGAACCCGCCGCGGAGUGGGGGGCGGGGGGGGAUACGCUGGUGCUGCCUGAGGCGAGCGGCGGCCCUCGCAGGGGACGAAAACUGGGGACGGAGAAGGUCGACGCAGAAAACGGCACCGCGAGGGUCGACGUUGCCGAUCCCGUCGUGUAUAGCCGCAGCCGCUGGGUCGACGAGCGCCGCGGCGAAGGCGGCGCGCCUCCCGCCCAGUUCCCCUUCCCGAGAGGCCUCACAGAAAUGCAAGAGAGGAUGGAGGAGGAGUGGAUCGACCGCGAAAGGCGCCUCCGGGCUGAACAUAAGAGAGAACUCGAGAAAGCCCUCGCACACGAAACCGAAAAACUGUCGCGGGAGUAUAGUCGGCGGCUGGUGUUUGAGCUUCAGGAGCAAGAGAAGGAGCUUCUCUCGCAGAUGCAUGAGCGCCAGCGCCAGGCGCUGGCUGAGAUCCGCUGCAUCUCCGAGUCCAAGACAGAUGCCCAAGAAGAAACGCAGCGACUACAGCGGGCCGUCAGCACCAAGGAGCAACACCUGCAGAAGGUGACGCAGGACUUGCGCCUUCUUCAAAGCGAACGCGAGGCUCUGCUGGCGAAGGUGCAGACCUUGGAGACCGAGAACGCGAACUUGCACGCGGCGCUGACGCCUCUCGAGAAGCAGGCCUGCACGCAUCGCGCGAAGGAGGAGGAUCUGCAGUUGCGGCUCGACCGCGUGACGGCCACCAACGACAGACUGCAGCUGCAGCUGCAGCACGAGCAGCAGCUAGCGGCGAAUUUCGCUCAGAAGCGAAGAGGACUCGAGAGAGAGAUCGAGGUCUCUGAGGAGAAGCGCGCGACCGCUGAGCGCGAGUGGAAGCGAGUCGCCGCGGAGCUUCGGGAAGUCCAGGAGCGCCAAGCGGGGCUCCACGCAGCCAACGCGCACCUGCAGAACGAGCUUGACAACGCGAUUCGGCACGGGAAGAAUCUAGAGCAGAAGAUCGGCGCCGACAAGAACAGAGAGGAGGAACGACAGCAAUUGUCUCAGCGCGUGGAGAGGCUCCAGGAAGAAAAGGAGGAUAUCGAACGCCGCGACGCCGACGAAAUCACGUCUCUCCGCAAUCGCCUGAAGCACUUGGAGACUAUUGAGUGGCAAUACCGCACGCUGCGCCAAGACUACGAAAGCCAGAAGAUCGAGGUCGAGCACCUCAGAGACGAGAACGCCACACUGCUGGCGGAACUUCGCCAUCAGAACAAAGAAGGGCACACCACAAGGCUGGAUCAGCAGGCGCUUCACAAUGACUUGAUCGUCCUCAAACAGGAGAACGUGGAUCUGCGCAAGGAAGUGAAUCGCCUCAUCAAAGAGCGCAACUCCGCAGCAGCGACAGGCGCGCUGCCUCCGUACACGCCGACGAGGCCGACGACGCUCUCCACGACGCCGUCUCCCGAAAAUCCUCUGGUGACGCGCAGCUACGGCCCCGAGUCGCCCGCCCCUCUCGGCGCCGCCGCGCGCAUCGGAACUGCGGCGGAUCCCAGCUUGAACGAAAACAAUGCGGCCGUAUGCUCGUCGCUCACAGGCCCGAUGAACCGCCGAUGCUUCACGUCCGAUGGACGGGUGAGAUGCCUCACCGAGCCGUCUAUCGUCCAGCCGCAGCACGCAGGCGCCCUCGACGCGCCUGGAAGCCUCGUGCCCUACGGCGCCCUGCGAUGCUCGACGACCAACAACCCGACUGGGCGGUGCACGCAGCCUUCGCCUUUCGUAUCUGACGCGACCAAUCCGCUUGAGCAUGUGCACUACCCAUCCGUCGCCUCGCGCCUUGGCCUCACAGGCGACCAUCCGUCCUACAUGUACAACGGCGCGGACAGCAAGACACCCGUCGCGUGGGCUGGGGGCCUGGAGGAGCGAGCGACUCGAGGCAACGCCAGACAUCUCGAGAGAGUCCAGACGCCCGAGCAAGUUGCUUCGCUCGAACGGCAACUUCUGCUGCUGUCCACCGAGCGCAGACGCAUCGAAAGCGAGUUGAGUCGCAUUCCUGCCGCGCGAGGCCGAACCGUGAAGGAGCGCCAGCAGAUGCAGCAGUUGGAGCAGCGCUUGGCUGAAGUGGACACGACGAUGCAUCGCAUGAAACAGUCUCUCUUUCAGGCGCGCCGCAAAAAAUAG